AUGGAUGUCUCGUGUCAAAAUGGCGGCACCUGUAUGAACUUACCCAAUGACUUUCGGUGUGAUUGUGUUCCGGGGGCUUCUGGGAGAUUGUGCGAAACCAUUAUCGAUGUUUGUGCUGCACGUGAGCCAUGUCAAAAUGGCGGCAAUUGCACGGGGACUAACAAAACCUUCACGUGUUCUUGUACACCAGAAUUUAACGGCACAACCUGUGACUACCAGAUUGACUUGUGUAAGCCUUCGCCAUGCCUUCAUGACACCAAAUGUUUCACCAUCGGAAGACGUUUCUCGUGUGACUGUCCACUUGGAUUUACAGGUACAACUUGUGAUCAAAAUAUUGAUGAUUGUAUCAAAAAUGAAUGCAAAAAUGGCGCCACUUGCAAAGACGGGAUAAACAAAUAUAAAUGCGAAUGUGUACCCGGUUUUAUUGGUGACAAAUGUGAAAUAAAUGCUGAUGAUUGUCAAAAUAACACAUGCCAAAACGGCGCCACCUGCAAAGACAGUAUUAACAAAUAUACAUGUGACUGUGUGACCGGUUUUACUGGUGACAAAUGUGAGACAAAUAUUGACGACUGCCAAAAUAACACAUGCCAAAACGGCGCAACCUGUAAAGACGGCCUUAAUGGAUACAUGUGUGUCUGUGUGUCCAGUUUCUCUGGUGACAAAUGUGAAAUAAAUACUGAUGAUUGUCAAAAUAACAUAUGCCAAAACGGCGCUACCUGCAACGACGGCAUUAACAAAUACACAUGUGACUGUGUGACCGGUUUUACUGGUGACAAAUGUGAAAUAAAUACUGAUGAUUGCCAAAAUAACACAUGCCAAAACGGCGCUACCUGUAAAGACGGCCUUAAUGGAUACAUGUGUGUCUGUGUGUCCAGUUUCUCUGGUGACAAAUGUGAAAUAAAUACUGAUGAUUGUCAAAAUAACAUAUGCCAAAACGGCGCUACCUGCAACGACGGCAUUAACAAAUACACAUGUGACUGUGUGACCGGUUUUACUGGUGACAAAUGUGAAAUAAAUACUGAUGAUUGCCAAAAUAACACAUGCCAAAACGGCGCUACCUGCAAAGACGGCAUUAACGGCUACACAUGUGUCUGUGAGACCGGUUUUGUUGGUGACAAUUGUGAAAGAAACGUUGGUGAUUGCCGUAACAACCAGUGCCAAAAUGGCGGUACCUGUAUAGACCAUGUUAACGGUUUUACAUGUGAAUGUUCCCCUGGUAUGACUGGCGCGUUGUGUGAAAUUGACCCUGACGAUUGCGCUUCGAAUCCGUGCAUGAACAAUGGCAUAUGUAAAGACGGCUUGAACCAUUUUAUAUGCUUUUGUAAUCAGGGAUUCUUUGGCAAUACUUGUAACAAUCGAUUAAACGCAUGCACAUUAAAUCCUUGCAAGAAUGGUGCUACGUGUGAACAAGAUUCUAACACCUACAAAUGUGAAUGUGUUGUCGGUUUCACUGGCAGCCACUGUGAGAUAAAUAUCGACGAAUGCGAAGUAAAUUUUUGCAGAAACGGUGCCACCUGUGUUGAUCAGGUCAAUGGGUACAGGUGUUAUUGCGCAUCCGGUUUUUUCGGGAGCCUGUGUGAGACAUACGUGAAUAAGUGCGCUUCCAACCCUUGCAAAAAUGGCGCCAGUUGCACAGAUGGUGCAAACGGUGUGACAUGUAAAUGCACACCCGGAUUUACUGGCGACCGAUGUCAAACUGAAACCGAUGAGUGCCAGCCGAACCCUUGUAGAAACAGUGGUUCUUGUUUUGACGGUGUAAACAGUUAUAUAUGCGUGUGUCCGUCGGGGUUCUGGGGUAACCACUGUGAGAAGAAAGUAUACCAUUGUGAACCGAACCCAUGUAAAAACCGGGGCACCUGUCACUCUACCGAUGAGGACUUCUUUUGCACCUGUCCAGUCGGUUUUUUUGGAACCCAUUGCCAGAUGAGUGAUGCCUCAGGAUGUCAAUCGAACCCGUGUCAAAAUUUUGGCACGUGUCACCCUGAGCUUGACACUUACACGUGCUCCUGUAUCACGGGCUAUACCGGUCGUCACUGUCAGGAGAAUAUCGAUGACUGCGCCACACACACCUGCCAGAACCACGCGUCCUGUGUGGACAGAGAGAACAGCUAUACUUGCCUAUGUCUGCCCGGCUACACUGGCUUGCGCUGUGAAAUCUCCCUCGACGACUGUCGUAUCCAGGCCUGUCAAAAUGGUGGUAACUGCGUCACAUCCGGUACCGGGUAUGCCUGUUUGUGUAAAUCGGGCUUUUCCGGUCUAAAAUGCGAAAUCCUCCAGAAUCAAGUAGCGAUUAUUGGUUGAAGAUGUUUAAAUUGUUGUUCUCACCAACCAGUCACUUUAUUCUUUUCUAAGCGUUAAUUUGCCAUAUUUGCUUGCUUCAAUAUGUUACCUAGCCCUUUGUAUUCAUCAAAUUGUCAAGAGUCAUUCAACAUUUUAAAUGUACCAGAAGCUGAUAUAUGAACAU
Molecule: messenger RNA, 2464 nt
Organism: Liolophura sinensis
Lineage: Eukaryota; Metazoa; Mollusca; Polyplacophora; Chitonida; Chitonidae
Product: fibropellin-1-like
Exons: 1
Coding region: 1-2301 (766 amino acids)
Biological process (GO): axon guidance; Notch signaling pathway
Cellular component (GO): cell surface; signaling receptor complex; plasma membrane
Molecular function (GO): calcium ion binding
Source: RefSeq, a predicted model, not a curated record